AUGACAGGUGCUGCUCUCUUCGUCGGAAAUGAUGGACAAGUCACUACUCGACGUGAUCUCCCUCCAGUCACAGCACGAGACGACGAGAUACUCAUUGACGUCCUCUAUUCGGGAGUCAACCCUGCGGAUCUCAAGACAGUACACUUCACCAACUAUCGGAACUCUGUCCUGGGAACGGACUUCUGCGGCAAGGUCCUAGACUGCCCCGCGCUUGUCGAUUCCGGGCUCAGUGUCGGCGACGUUGUGGCCGGUCAGACCAUUGUCCAGGGACAAUAUUCCAAAGACUACGGCGCUCACAAGCCGCGAAUCUUCACGCCGAGAGUUAGCCUGUUCAAAGUCCCUGAGAACAUGGCCCACUCUGACGCCGCAGCCAUAACCACCGUCACCCACACCGCCAGCGACGCAUUGUACAACAACUUCAAACUUCCUCUCCCCGGAUCUGCUUCCGGCGUUGUGCAGGGCACACUGGUCGUAUGGGGCGGGGGUACGGCCGUCGGCUUGUCCGCCAUUCAGCUAGCUCGGGCCAGCGGGGUUACCAACAUCAUCACUACGGCAUCUCCUUCCCGUCAUGAUCUUCUCCGAGGUCUCGGUGCGACCGAAUGCUUCGACUACAAGGAUGCCGAUGUCUCAGACAAGGUCAAACAAGCGGUCAUCACAGCAGGCCACUCUCGUGUCUGGGGAUUCGAGACCGCGGGGUCGCCCGGGUCGAGUCAGCUUCUCCUCGAUGCGCUGUCCAACAUUGCUGGCAAGGUACAAUUUUCUUGGGCCAUUGCAACGGGUGCGCAGCGUCCGCCAAGCGAGUCAGUCCUCGGAUCCCGAGACUACGAUAUUGUCUUUGAGGUUGCCGGCGGUCGCCAGGUCAUUCCCGCAGAUCCUGAAAAGGCCGCUAACAUGUGGGCUGCUCUCGACUGGGUAGUCAAGAAUUACGGAAAGGGAUUCGAGCUUCCUGUCGUACGUGUGUUUGAGGGUACUGGAGAAAAGGCGCUGGAAGAAAUGGAGAUGGUGUCUAAGCAAGGAGCUUUUGGGAAGCUUGUGCUGAAGCAUCCCCUUCGAUGA
Molecule: messenger RNA, 1056 nt
Organism: Colletotrichum fioriniae
Lineage: Eukaryota; Fungi; Ascomycota; Sordariomycetes; Glomerellales; Glomerellaceae
Molecular function (GO): oxidoreductase activity, acting on NAD(P)H
Source: RefSeq, a predicted model, not a curated record